UAAAUAUUCUUUUCUCGUCCGGAUCGACGUAACGAAAUUAUAUGAGAGUAUGGCUUCAAGGUUCCACGUUGACCCCACCUUUACUGGCUAUGGGAAAAGCGGCGUGCGUCUUCUGAAGAUCAAACGCAGUGGAAAGUACCAUGACAUCAAGCAGAUAGAGGUGGCAACAGAGUUAAAGUUAGCAAACUACCAGGAUUAUAUUACUGGAAACAACACUAGUGUAAUCCCGACGGAUACACAGAAAAACACCGUCUACGCUUUGGCUAAAGAUCACCCGGUUAAUGAUAUUGAGGAAUUUGCACUCCAUAUUUGCAAUCAUUUUCUGUCAACUCAUAAACAGGUUGAUCACAUAUCUGUAACAAUUGAUGAAAGCCCUUGGAAACGUAUUCAACAGGGAGGUGUCGACCAUGCUCAUGCCUUUGUGUUAAAUCCAGAAGUGAUAAGAUUUUGCUCAGUUACACAAGCAAGAGGAGAGAAUCCAAAGGUGUCUGGUGGUCUUAAAGAAAUGCAAAUUCUCAAGACAACACAGUCAGGAUUCACAGGCUUUUGCAAAGACAAGUACACCAUUUUGCCGGAAUCUACAGAUCGUUCCUUCUGUACCAAAGUGACCUGCCGAUACCAGUUUGAUACCACAAGGGGUGUGGACUUCAGUUCAUGUUGGAAUUUUGCCAAGAACACAAUUCUGGAGGAGUUUGCCGGACCACCCCACUUUGGUGUCUACUCACCCUCUGUACAGAACACUUUGUACAAAGCUGAAACGAAGAUUUUGAAGAGCAUUCCACAGAUUGGUUAUGUGGAGAUGGUGAUGCCGAACAUUCAUUACUUCACCGUUAACAUGGCGCCAUUUGGAAUGUCCAACAAAGAUGAGAUUUUGAUGUCCACUGACAAACCAGCUGGGCUCAUAAAGGCAGCGCUAUCAAGGAAACCCACGGCAAAGCUGUAAAAUCUAGUCACUGCUAAACUUUGACCUGUAUAGGGAGGGGACAUGAUAAUUAGCUGACUGCUCUGUACGACCCUCGUGCAUUUCAUUUCAAAGUGAAUGAAAUAAUUGAAUUGUAUCUUAAUAAUAAAGUAGCUAACAUGCCUGACUGUAAUGAUAUUUCAAGACGAAGUUCGAUAUCGAUCUCUGUUAGAUCAGAAAUAUAAUGCAAAUGAGGAUUUCAUGAAACUUGGCUUUUUAUCAAACUGUGUGAAAUUCUUAACUCAGUGAAGAAAUAAUAAAGAAGUUAAUUUUUUAUCGUA
Orbicella faveolata is the source of this 1242-nucleotide messenger RNA. RefSeq names its product uricase-like. Gene Ontology annotation, molecular function: urate oxidase activity. Gene Ontology annotation, cellular component: peroxisome. Lineage: Eukaryota; Metazoa; Cnidaria; Anthozoa; Scleractinia; Merulinidae. Gene Ontology annotation, biological process: urate catabolic process; purine nucleobase catabolic process. The record is from RefSeq and is a predicted model, not a curated record.